CGAACCGGCCGGGCGCUGCUGGGUGUAGCGGGGUGCGCAGCGUGCGGCGGGACGCGAGCGGGCUUGCCGGCGGCAGAUAGCCGCCCAGCGCCAAGAUGGCGUCCAUGCUGCUACAGAGCUGCGGCCGGCGGGCCUGGCGCCUGCCCCGCGCUCUGCGCCGCCAGGCCCCGCAGGGUAACUUGGGAGAUCGGGCUUGUCUUAGUUGUUCAUCCCUGAGGUUGGCAAACAAAAUGACUGUACACUUUAAAUAUUGCACUGGUGUUGCUCCUGUUUACACAUACUCCAAAAAAGAUCACUGCUGCUGGUGGACUAAAGCAUCGGAACGAACGUAUUUUACUCUUAUGAGCUCUUCUGGCUCAUGGAUGCCCCUGGCAGCCAUGGGUGUUUUAGGACCCAAGUAUCUUCCGGUUAGGUGGUGGCAUUCUUCACGUUCUCUUCAAGAUGACUCCAUAGUUGAAAAGUCCCUGAAGUCCUUAAAGGACAAAAACAAGAAGCUGGAAGAAGGAGGUCCGGUAUAUAGUCCAACAGAAGUGGAAGUUGUGAAAAAAUCUAUUGGACAGAGGAUUGUGGAUGAGCUAAAGCACUACUACCAUGGUUUUCGAUUACUCUGGAUUGACACAAAAAUAGCUGCAAGGAUGCUCUGGCGAAUACUGCAUGGAAAUACUCUGUCACGUCGAGAACGGAGACAGUUUCUUCGGAUAUGUGCUGAUCUCUUCCGCUUGGUUCCUUUUCUCGUGUUUCUCGUUGUCCCAUUUAUGGAGUUUCUGCUUCCAGUAGCUCUAAAGUUGUUCCCUAAUAUGCUUCCCUCUACGUUUGAGACAAAGUCUAAGAAGGAGGAAAGAUUAAAGAAACAACUGAGAGUGAAGCUUGAAUUAGCUAAAUUCCUUCAAGAUACAAUUGAGGAGAUGGCCUUAAAAAAUAAAGCAGCUAAAGGAAACGUUACAAAAGAUUUUUCAACAUUCUUUCAAAAGAUCAGGGAGACUGGGGAAAGACCCAGUAAUGAGGAAAUCCUGAGGUUCUCGAAACUAUUUGAAGAUGAGUUGACUCUGGACAAUCUAACCAGGCCUCAGUUGGUGGCACUUUGUAAAUUGCUGGAACUUCAGUCAAUUGGGACAAAUAACUUUCUCCGCUUCCAGCUGACGAUGAGGUUGAGAAGUAUAAAAGCAGACGACAAAAUGAUUGCUGAAGAAGGAGUUGAUACCCUGACCGUUAAAGAACUGCAGGCAGCGUGUCGUGCACGAGGGAUGAGAGCCCUUGGUGUGACAGAGGAGCGUCUCAAGGAACAGCUUAAACAGUGGCUAGAUCUGCACUUGAACCAGGAAAUCCCUACUUCAUUGCUCAUUUUGUCCAGGGCCAUGUAUCUUCCAGACACACUUUCUCCAGCUGAUCAGCUCAAAACAACACUUCAGACACUACCAGAGAGUGUUGCCAAAGAGGCUCAAGUCAAAGUGGCAGAAGUUGAAGGUGAAAAAGUAGAUAACAAAGCACGACUGGAGGCAACGCUUCAGGAGGAAGAAGCCAUCAGAAAAGAAAAUGAGGAAAAAGAGAUGGAAAGAAUAUCUGAAGCUGCAGAGAAAGCCAAAGAAACUCUUCAGGUUGCAGCUGUGAAAGAAGUGGAGUUGGCAGUAGAUCUUGAACCAGCUGUUCUGCAAGUUAAAGAAAGUCAGGUGGCUAUGGACAGCAAGCAAGAGCUGGCAAAAGCAGAUACGGAAACGUUGAAAGAUACAGCACCCAUACUGGAAGGCAUUAAGGGUGAGGAAAUAACUAAGGAGGAGAUUGACAUGCUGAGUGAUGCUUGUAACAAGCUGCAGGAACAGAAGAAAUCGCUAACAAAGGAAAAGGAGGAGCUUGAGGAACUGAAGGGUGACAUCCAGGAAUAUAACGAGGAUUUGCAAGAAAUAAAGGAGCUUUCUAAAGCUGGCCAGGAAGAAGUAGUGGAAGAAUCAAAGGCGAGCAAGCGACUGACCAAAAGAGUGAACCGGAUGAUUGGUCAGAUAGACAAAAUUAUUAAUGAGUUAGAGACCAAUCAAAAGACAGUGGAUGUAAAGCUUGAUAGAGGUGAUAGUCCUCCUGCUGCUGGGGAGAAUCUCAUCAGUAUUGCUGAGUUAAUUAAUGCAAUGAAACAAAUCCAGAAGAUUCCAGAGGAGAAACUAACGAGGAUUGCAGAGGCAUUAGAUGAAAACAAAGAUGGCAAAAUUGAUAUAGAUAAUGUUGUUAAGGUAGUAGAAUUGAUAGACAAAGAAGAUGUUGAUAUUGGCACCAGCCAGGUUGCUGAGAUUAUGGCACUGCUUCAAAAAGAAGAAAAACUGGAAGAAAAGGAGAAGGCAAAGGAAAAGCAUGAUAAAGAAGCUGCAGAAGUAAAGAAUUAAGCUUCAGAAUCUGAAGCAAAGCCCAACUGUAACCAAAAUUGUAUAUCUUUGUGUCUAAUGGCUACAUAUUACUGGAGCUUUUGUGAUUAUGGAAAGUGUUUUGAGCUGAUACUAGUAAUAAAUUAUAGAUACGUUUUCUGACAUAUGGAAUGAAAUUUUUGUUCAUCAAAGAAGUGAUUUAUUGUCAUUCCAUACAGAUGAAAACAAAAUAUGCUGCUUCAGCAGUGUUCCUGCCCAUGAAAUCAUGUUGUAUUUGCACUCGUUGUGGUACAGUGAUCCAAAAUAUUUCUAAUUUAUUUACUUCCAUCGUUACGUGGGGCCCAACCUUGCUCUGCUUCUACCUUCUAGCUUUUGCAGAAUUUAAUACAAAUUUUCCCUUCUGUCCCAGUAUCACUUUUUUUUUUUGUAACCUGUUAGUGAAGAUUCUGUGGCUUCAGUAGUAGCUCUUCAGGUUGAGCUUUAUUUAAGCUGAAUAUCACCAAGCCGUUGCCUCAGUGACAGAGAAUGUGACAUUCUAAUCACUUACAAAUUUGUUUUCUUUUCUUUUGAAGGGAAAAUAGGAUUAGUUUUUCCCUAGAACUGAAACUUCCCAUGAAGUUUGCUUCUUACGGGUGCCUUAAAUUAAGAUCAGGGAGUAGAACAUCUCACUUCUACUCAGAGUUCCAUGAAUUACUAAAGCAUUGGAAUCACAGGAGCCUUUCAAGUAGUUCCAGAACAGAUAAUGUAUUUGUCUAAACAGCAAAAUGAAAUUAACUGUAAGGGGAAAAUGUCAGUUGUGAUCUCGUCACAUAUAUUUUUUUAAGAAAUGCAGUUAUGGAGGCAUGUUUGUUGUUAUUCAUGUGGCAGUUAUUUACUCCAUAACUAGUUCUUACCUCUCAGUUGUCAUCUCAGGUGUAACAUCUCUAACCAAGUAAUUCAGAGUACUUAAAUGCUUUCAUCUGACCAUGCAGUCAGCAAGUGAUGUCUGAAAUUGGCAGUGUUUUGAUUACAAUUUUGGCUUUCUAAUUAAUUGAUUGAGUCUUUUGACUCGGGUCAAAGUUUACUUAUUAAUGUCUGUCCUUAGUGGUUAUUUUUUAAGAUUUAAAAUUAAUAUGCCACCUGUAGGAUGUUCAUAAUUCCUGAUAGCCUGAAUUUCCCUGAUUCUUACAGUUUGUGAUAAAAUACAAGAGGUGUGACUUGACCCCACAGUUUUAUUGUUUGUUUUUUUUUCCAUUUUGCAUCCAGUUAAAUUACAUUAACAUUCUUGAUCUUGUGUACAUUGUAGAAAACACAUCUUAUGGUUAUGCUGUUCACAGCAAUAUUGAGGAGGGCAGUUUGUAAUUAGUGCUUUUGAUAGCGGUUGUGUAUUUUCAUAGAAAGUAUUGACUCCCAGGUGUAUUUCAGCAUAACUCUACAUAUAGUAUUUAUCUAGUUUGGCUAAAUUAUUUGUAAAAAUGCAUUUGAAGUUGGUGGAACAAAAAAUAUUUGGACAGUCUCAGGGCCUUGCAUAGUCAUGGAAUCAUAGAAUGGCUUGAGUUGGAAGGGACCUCAGACCAUCCAGUUCCAACCUCCUGCCGUGGACUCUUCGUCCCCCACCAGAUCAGGCUGGCCAAUACCCCAUCCAACCUCUGGCCUUGAACGGAGUUUGCUUUGGAUUUGGCAAUAAUUCCUUAAUGGUAUUGUAAAAUCCAGAGUAGCAGACUAUUUUAGACAAGUAGAAGACUUGGUACGCAGUGACUUCCUGUACUGAAAUGCCAAACAUUUGGUACAGUUCAGGAAGUCCAUCUGCUGUGGCAGUUUCAACAGUACAGUCACCAAGUCCCUGGAGCUGUUGCUCAGCAGCAUCUUUCACAUGACUGCCGGUAACAAAGUUUGCUCAAAGUCUAAUGGAUGUUCUAAACACUGGGAUGUUACUCUUGUGGCUGUAGCAGAAGCCAGGUUUGACAAAAACUUUAUCCAGUGCUGUUUAUCCACUUUGGACAUGAGAAUUCCAUUUCUUUAAAAGCAACAUUUAGGUGCCUGUAUUUGAAAAUACUGAAUAACAUAUGACAAAUGGCCAUGCCAGAAGCUGAAAAAUCCUUGCUCCCUGAAGACGCACAAAAAGCAGUGGAUUUGUGCCCUUGCACUGCUGAUCUACCUGGGUCUGUUUGGACAAGGCAGUAGCAACUCCAUCUGCUCCAUGGGCACCAUGGCCAUCUUGGAGAUAAUGGACCAUUGUAUUUAGUUAUUUCCAAAACAGGAUGUACAGUAGUAUGUAUAAUACAACUCUAGAGAGCAGGGUCAGUGUUUAAAUGUCUUAGAUUAAUAUUCUGUACAUUUUGGAAGGUUGCUUACAGUAAGUGAUGUGACUGAUCUUCCUAAGAAUUACUGUAAUUAUAGAAUCAUAGAAUAGUUUGAGUUGGAAGGGACCUUUAGAGGCUGUCUUAUCCAACUCCUCUACACUGAUCAGAAACAGCUACAGCUUGACCAGGUGCUCAGAGCCCCGUCCAGCCUGAUCUUGAGUGUCUCUGGGGAUGGGGUAUCCACCAUCUCUCUGGGCAGCCUUUGCCAGUGCUUCACUCCCUUUGUGGGAAAAAAAAAAGUGCCACAUUUUCUUCAAUCUAAACCUCUCCUCUUUUAGUUUGAAGCCACUUCCCUUUGUCCUGUCACAACAGAUCCUAAUAGUUUGUCCCCUUCUUACUGCCCUCAUUUAGAUAAUGUAAGUGCUGCUAUCAGAUGUCCCUGGAGCCUCUCCAAGCUGAAGAGUCCCAGCUCACUCUGUUGUCUCUUAGGGGAGGUGUUCCAUCCCUUGAAACAUCAUUAUUUUGUGUAAAAUUGCUUUGACAAAGCUGACAUUUCAAUCUGAUACAAGCUUUUCAAUUAAUGUACCCCUAAACAAACAAGGUAUUCUAUUUCUUAUAAAAUGGCAUUUACUUGGAGAUUUCAACGUGAAAGGUAGUUUGUGAAUUUUGAAGAUUGCAUUUCACUAGGUGCAAUUUUUCGUGGCUGAAAACCCAUGAAGAAAAUUAAUGUCACAAUACAGUUUUAAAACUUCUAAAUUCUGUAAGUCAACAAACUGGAAUUAAUGAACUUUGAAAUACACUAAAUUUUCCAUUUGCAUAUUUUCCAUUUCCAAGCAGCAUGUAACAAUCUUACUUAACAUUCCUGAAAUGUCAUCAAGUUAUUCUGACUAGAAUGGUCUGCUAGCUUUCAUGCGGUAGCAAAUGCUGAAGAAUGGUGUGGACUUGAAUGCACACCAGUUUAUACAGAGAAGUAGCAGAACAAGCUGUUUUCAAAGCUUUACGAAUUCAAGUUUCAUGCAGCUUUAAUUCACCUGACAUCUUAUCUGAAUGCAGUGUUUCAGGAGCUUAGGAGGCCUGGUUGCUUGUCUUGUCUUGUGUUUGCCGUUCACUUAAAUUUUUUGUGGAUUAAAUAAGGAGGGAGCCAUAAGUAGCCAAUUCUUUUGUAAAGAAUGUACAGGUUAAAAUAAUUGCAGUAUGCUUAUUGAACAUUUUUAGCUUUUGGACUGGUUUGAAAUUUGGCAUGCUGUGAAAUUUUAAUUGUUCACAGAAUAUCCAUUUAAAUGCACUGUUUUCAGAAACUAAAGUCAGUUUUCCCGUUACUUAAAGGGUUGAAGUGAUGUGCACAUCAAUCAUAGUGAGGCAUUUUGCAGGCAAUCUCUCUGAUGUUGCAAGUAGGCAAACCCAAUGACAUCAAGACUUUUGCAAGCUUAAAAAGCUUAGGAAGCCCUUGGUGACUGAUGCUUACCUGGUUUUGAACCUUAACAAACAGCUCUGUACGGGUGAGUCAGGCAAUGUGAGCAUGUCGGUGGCUGGUGGACUGGCUUCAGGUAACCUGCUUUGUCUUUCAUGUUGACCAAAAACCCACAGUAGCCACAGUACUUUCAGAGAAAGGAUGACUUCCAAGUGUACAGUAACUGGUCAGAACUUAUUCCUGAAUGAAUAUUUAGUCAGGAGAUGUAAAUAUUUGUUUAAAUAAUUAAAAGAUGUAUGAGAUUUGUGUGACGUUGUGACUUACACGGGCAAAGCCUCUAAGCUCAGAGUUGGGUUAUCAGUAAAGCCGUUGUUGGAGUUGUUUGAGAUUCUGUGGGGUCAAAGUUUGAUUAAAAUCUACCCAAAGGGGGAAACUAAAAAAUAAUUUAAAAAUAAUAUGAAAAGCUUAAAACAGCAGUGGGAGGGAAGUAAAGUAUGAUUUCUUCCCCAUCAAAACAGGUUAUAGGACCCAUUGUAUUGAAGUGUUUAUUUCCAACUUAUAAGAUGGUUUUUACUGCGAUUUGAGUAAGUCUGCCUGCAAGUUAAGUACCAGAAAACCAAUUUAAUAGGUGGUUUGUCAGCAGGACUGCAUGCAGAUUGAGAAUGCUCUCUUGACAAGAUGGUGUAUUGCACUAUAGGCUUUGUCUGGGAGAAGAAGCUGUACCUUUUAUACAACUCCAAAAUACUUCUUGAACUUUUUAUCUGCAUAUCUUGCUCAUCAUUUGAACUCUAGCUUCUUCAGCAUGUAUUUAAAUCCUUUCAAAUUGUUUAUAUGAAAUUAUUGGGUAUAUUUAAUUAAAAGAAUGAUCCAAUAUUCUGUUAUUCUGUAUGUAUUCAAACGUUUACUUUUUGGUUUAAGAAUUUCAGCCCAUGUUAAAAAUUGUCUGUGCUCUGAGCAUACUGGUCCUGUGUUUGCCAUAAUGCAAUAUAUGAUUUUUAAGUUAAUUGGAGCUUGUAUCCUUUGUUUAGUUUUAAUAAAUGUAUCAUUUUGAA
This is a messenger RNA of Tympanuchus pallidicinctus (lesser prairie-chicken), 7093 nucleotides long. RefSeq names its product leucine zipper and EF-hand containing transmembrane protein 1 (gene LETM1). Gene Ontology annotation, biological process: intracellular monoatomic cation homeostasis. The record is from RefSeq and is a predicted model, not a curated record. The transcript is spliced from 14 exons. Gene Ontology annotation, molecular function: calcium ion binding; ribosome binding. NCBI's taxonomy places the organism in Eukaryota, Metazoa, Chordata, Aves, Galliformes, Phasianidae. Gene Ontology annotation, cellular component: mitochondrial inner membrane. The coding region runs from base 96 to 2369 and encodes 757 amino acids.